AUGUCAACUGUGCCUUUGAAGAGCGUUCCCGCUGUGGGACAGCUAGUGUCGCAUGACGGAGCAACAUAUUCGACCGUUCGAGAAGGUCUUGCCUACAUCUUGAUUCCACCCGAAACCCAACUCUCGACCGAACCCAAAGCGAAGACGGCAAAGGCAGCUGAGGAAGCCGAGCUGAAACGCCAAAAUGUCUUUUACAACCCUAUCCAGCAAUUCAAUCGGGACAUUAGUGUGCUAGCGAUCAAGGCCUAUGGCGAGGAUUGGUUGGCGAGGAAGAGGAGUCGGGAUGAACGAGGCAAAGCGAAGGUUAAUCCGAGGAAGAAUUCGAAGAAACGAAAAUUUGAUCAGUUGAAGAAUGGUUUGGCCCAAGAGGACGGCGCGAGUGAUCCUUCGAAGUCGUUGAAGGUCGAUGCUGAAGGCGAUGCUGGUGUGCCAGAGACGGCCACGACCAGCGUUGCGGGAGUCGACGUCCCAAUGACAGGAACUGUUGGCGAGAAGCAGGUCAAAGAUACGCCCCAGGCGCAAGCAACACAGAAGGAAACUUCGGACGAUGAUGGGGGUGUGGCAGUGGCGACGACGACGGCAACGACGGCAGAUACGACAAAAGGCCCACGAUUCCGCAUACUCGAUGCGCUUUCGGCAACCGGAUUACGAGCUCUCCGCUACGCCAAAGAGAUCCCAUUUGUAACGAAUGUGGUUGCAAAUGACAUGAACCCUAAUGCGAUCAAAGCGAUGGGUCUGAACGUCACUCACAAUGAUCUCGAAGGGGUCAUUCAUCCUAACGUUGGAGAUGCCAUUGGACACAUGUACCGUGUUGCAUAUCCGACGCCGGACGCCCACGGCCCGAAUCACAUUUACAGAAAAUACGAAGUCAUCGAUCUGGAUCCCUAUGGCACGGCAGCUCCUUUUCUUGACGCCGCUCUGCAAGCAUUGAGCGACGGAGGUCUACUGUGCGUUACAUGUACUGAUUCUGGUGUGUUUGCGUCUUGUGGAUACUCAGAGAAGACGUACUCGCUCUAUGGAGGGAUGCCUAUCAAAGGAAAUCACAUGCACGAAGGCGGUUUACGAUUGAUCAUCAAUUCUGUGGCCACCGCAGCGGCGAAAUACGGCAUCGCCAUUGAGCCUCUGCUGUCACUCAAUAUUGAUUACUACGCUCGAACAUUCAUUCGUGUGCGCAAGAGUCCUGUAGAAGUCAAGUUCUUGGCGAGCAAGACCAUGGUCGUUUAUGGCUGUGACGCCGGAUGCGGAGCAUGGACGACUCAGCGUUUAGGACGAGCCACCAAGCAGUCCAGCGCCAAUGGUACGCCUUUCUUCAAAUAUUCGAUCGCACAAGCUCCCGGAUGUGAUCAAGUCUGCCGGCACUGCAACAAUAAGACUCACGUCGCAGGACCGAUGUGGGCAGGGCCUAUUCAUAACGCCGCAUUUGUCGAGAAGAUGCUCGACGAUCUUCAAGAUGCCGACCCAGAGAUUUACCAGACCAAGCUUCGCAUGGAGGGAAUGCUACGUACAGCACUGGAGGAAUUGAUCGUCAACGAUCGCGUAACACAAUUCACAAAACCAUCAGCUCCUCAGAAUGGUGAAACUUCGGCCCCACCCACCGAUCUCGUCCCGAUUGUUCCUCCCGAAACUAUCGACCACUCACCCUUCUUCUUCAACCCUUCAACCCUGUCUAAAGUCCUCCACUGUCAGGCGCCAUCUGAUGCCGCCAUUCGUGGAGCAAUACGAUAUCUAGGCUAUAGAGUUACGCGUAGUCACUGUCAGCCCGGCAGUAUCAAGACUGACGCUCCUUGGACGGUGAUCUGGGAGAUUAUGAGGGAGUGGGUGCGGCAACAUAGUCCGAUCCGAGAAGGCGCACUUCGCGAGAAGAGUGCGGGUUGGAAUAUCCUCCAGGCCAGUCGAAAACUCAAGAACGACGAGAGCGAGGCCAGCAAGGCUGGAGAGGAAAGCGCCGAGACGCCAGCGGUAGCUGCGAUUGAAAAUGCCACGAGCGAAGAUAAAUCUAGAGAACAGACCCCUGUGAUUGUCACGGAGAACGCUUCGGCACAGGCAGCCGCAAAGCCGGCCGGGGCCAAGUCUGGUUCAGAUACUGAUGUUCAGAAGCUCAUCAUUGUGUUUGACGAAGCUCUUGGACGGGACAAGCCUGGGAAGCGGCUGGUGCGCUAUCAGAUGAACCCGCGCGAGAACUGGGGACCAAUGGCCAAAGCGAAAGGCAGUGCUUGA
Messenger RNA from Dissoconium aciculare CBS 342.82, 2217 nucleotides. Its product is annotated as TRM-domain-containing protein. Gene Ontology annotation, cellular component: nucleus. The coding region runs from base 1 to 2217 and encodes 738 amino acids. Gene Ontology annotation, molecular function: RNA binding. Gene Ontology annotation, biological process: tRNA N2-guanine methylation. The transcript is spliced from 2 exons. The record is from RefSeq and is a predicted model, not a curated record. NCBI's taxonomy places the organism in Eukaryota, Fungi, Ascomycota, Dothideomycetes, Mycosphaerellales, Dissoconiaceae.